Messenger RNA from Adelges cooleyi (spruce gall adelgid), 1972 nucleotides. RefSeq names its product xaa-Pro dipeptidase (gene Dip-C). Gene Ontology annotation, molecular function: metalloaminopeptidase activity; manganese ion binding. NCBI's taxonomy places the organism in Eukaryota, Metazoa, Arthropoda, Insecta, Hemiptera, Adelgidae. The transcript has 11 exons. The coding region runs from base 251 to 1720 and encodes 489 amino acids. The record is from RefSeq and is a predicted model, not a curated record.
AUUGCUUAGUGUUCUGCUAUGUCGACAUACUUAACGUUUUUUUUUAUAAACGGUCUACGCCUAUUGUAAUGAUUUAAUUAAACGUAAUAACUAUUGUUGUAGUAAUUAUAUUCAUUAUGACAAUAUUUUUGUGUUCUUAAAUAAAUAUCGAAAUUUUUGUUCCUUAAAUAUAAGUGUUACAUAACGUUGAAUAUCUUCAGUACAGUGCAAAAAGAUCAACAGUUUUUUCGCUUGAAUUUAAAAAAUUAAAAUGACUUGUAUUAGCCAAGAUGGAAAUUACUCAAUGGGAGAUCACACGCUGUCAGUGCCCAGACAUCUUUACAAGCUCAAUCAGGAACGCUUGUGUAAAAGUUUAAAUAAAAUUCCUGAACUUACCGACUCGGAUGUAUACGUGUUAUUACAAGGCGGAACACCGUUGAGUCAUUAUUCUACCGAUAUAGAAUAUGAUUUUAGACAGGAACCUUAUUUUCUAUGGACAUUUGGAGUUUGCGAACCCGGCUGUUACGGUCUGUUGCAAGUGUCGACCGGGAAUGUGCAUUUGUUCUUUCCCAAAAUCCCGGAAGAGCAUUACGUUUGGAUGGGAGUGCCAUUGGACAUUGAAGAAUACAAAAAACGCUAUCAAGUCAAGAACAUCUCUUACGUGGAAACGCUGCUAGAAACCUUGGAAUUAUUAAAACCCUCCGUGAUAUUGACUUUGAAAGGACAAAAUUCCGACAGUGGAUUAACAUGUCAAGAAGUCCAUUUUGAUGGUAUAGAUAGGUUUACAGUAAACAACAAAAUACUAUACAAAACAAUAUCAGAAUGCCGCGUCAUUAAAACAGAAUACGAAAAAGAAGUUAUGAGAUAUGCAACCAAAGUAACGUGUAACGCUCACAAAUCAGUCAUGGCCAAAUGCAAACCAGGCUUGUUCGAAUACCAAUGCGAAGCCAAUUUCUUACACUAUGUUUAUUUUGUUGGCGGAUGCAGACAUGUGGGAUACAACAAUAUAUGCUGUUCUGGGUUAAAUGGGGCCGUCUUGCACUACGGACAUGCCACUGAACCAAAUUCUAAACUGAUACUCGACGGCGAUAUGUGUCUUUUUGAUAUGGGGGCUACGUACUGCGGGUACACUGCCGAUGUUACAGUGUCCUUUCCCGCUAACGGAAAGUUUACUGAAGACCAACGCGCUAUCUAUAACGCCGUACUUGCUUCUAAUCUGGCUGUUAUGAAAGCAAUAAAACCGGGUGUAUGCUGGGUGGAGAUGCAUACAUUGGCCAAUAAAGUGUUGUUGAAAGGACUACGCGACAUAAAAAUACUCCAAGGGGACGUUGAUGAAAUGUAUGAAGCGGGCCUCGGAGCUGUGUUUCAACCUCACGGUCUCGGUCAUUUACUAGGUCUUGAUGUUCAUGAUGUGGGCGGAUAUUUAGACGGUUGUCCAGAAAGGCCAACAAUGCCUGGUCUCAAAGCUUUAAGAAUGGCUAGAAAGUUGGAGGCCGGCAUGGCAAUUACUAUCGAACCGGGAUGUUAUUUCAUCAAACCGGUGUUGGAUCGUGCACUUAAAAAUGAUGAUCUAGCAAAAUUUUUCAACACGGAAGUACUUGAACGAUUUCGACAAUUUGGUGGCGUGCGUAUUGAGGACAAUGUUUUCGUUACUGAAGACGGAGUUGAAAACUACACGCCUGUGCCAAGAACCGUUGAAGAAAUUGAAGAGUGGAUGAGUAAAAAAGAAGCAACGGUAUAAUCACAGAUUCCUAUUAAAUACGUUUUCUAUUGAUAUUAUACCAUUAAUUAUUCAUUAUUUAUAUUGUGAAAUUGUUGUAUUACAUUAUUGUUAAAAACAUGAAUUAUUUACCAUUACAUAUUAAAUACAUAUUGAAUAAUUAUACUUAAAUCAUAAUAUUUUGUUAACAAAUUAUUAAAAAAAAAAACUAGCCUUAAAACUACAUUUUAAACUCAUUCUUGUAUUCAAUCUUAACAGUGAAGUUUUUAAUAA